This is a messenger RNA of Dentiscutata erythropus, 223 nucleotides long. NCBI's taxonomy places the organism in Eukaryota, Fungi, Glomeromycota, Glomeromycetes, Diversisporales, Gigasporaceae. The record is from the annotation of a GenBank genome assembly.
GACGGUCGCUUUAAUCACGCUCAUAGGAGGAGUACCAAACAUCUAGACUUUAUUGAUAAAUGGGACAACGAUAAAUUGCCUGACGAUGAAAUCGCUGUUCCACUUAAACAUCAGCCAUCAUUUUCUGAAGAAAACGAAAAUUUCGACCUAGUUCCCGAACAGUUAAAACCAGGUGCAAACAAUAAAUGGAAAGACCUCGCACUAGAUUUCUUCAGGGACGAAU